AAGAAAAACACCAUGUAAAUGUAUUAUAGAGUAGUCCGCUUUUCGAGUUACGGGUUGCUCGAGUUCUCUCGAGUUGCCACGAGUUGCCGGAGCUCACAUGCCCCGUCCGGAGCGAGUUGCUAACGAGUUCCUCUCGGCAGCUUGCUACCUUGAAAGCGCAGCACUCCGCGGCGGUAUGGUGGGCCAAGAUGCCACGGAGGUCAGGAGGAAGCUCGUGGCCAGUUGUUUCGUAGCAGAUCUGCCGCAUGUAUUGAAGAGACACGCCCCGGCCGAGCUCUUCGGGGCUUGGGCUUGGCGAAAGUAAGAGGGCGAAGCUCGGGGCCUUUUAUUUUUGUUUGAGUGGCGCGCGCGCAAGCCUUGCGAAGUGCAGCCAUUUCCUCGCUGUGUCGGUGUCUGUGCAUAGUAAGCCGCGCGCUGGUGUCGGUCGCGGUCUGGCUCUGUUUUUUUUGCUGGUGAGUGGCCAGCCUGUUCGACUUCUUGGGGCCCCUGUUUGCGUUGUAGUGGGCUUACUGAGUAGCGUGCCGCCUAGUGGGUAGCAUCACAAGCAAGGCCCCCCUGAGUAGUGUAGCCGCAUCGGGAUCGGCAUGGAAUAGGAUUGUUUGUGUGUUUGUUUUAUAGGGCAGCAACUAUACCAGGCAGGCGCGCUAACUUAGUAACACAAAACUAUGAAAGCAGGGCCCCCAGGGUAGGCGGCGCUGCUCCUGUCUGCCCCGCGCAUGCAGCGCCUCGCAGAGAAGAGAGGGCGCUACUGGAGGCGUUCGCCUGUGGAGGUGGUUUGCGCUCCUGCGCAACGUGUUUUACGCUUCGAAGAUCGUGCGCCCGAAGGGCGCAGCGAAAACUUUUUUGGUAUGGAACUCGUUCAACCCGAGCAACUCGAGCAACUCGACCCGAUAUCGGGCGCAAAGUGUCUAAUUCUAGUAUUACAUUAAGCACGAAGGGCUCACUCCUGCUGCUGUUGUUUAUAACUACUUGUUCAUGUACUACAUGUACCCUUAAAACCAAGUACUUCCUCCGUAUCACAAUGAACGCCUCCGUAUCUAUUCAGCAGGUGAAGCUACGAUGUUACACCUCCGACCCAUCGACAGUAUGGCAGAUCAGACUCUUUCGACCGGCGAAGCCAAACUGGAUGCUCAAGUUAAGGAUUAGAAAUGAGGUUUGCUUCCUAUCUUGAUAGAAGCGGCUGCUGCGGCUGGCAUGAUACUGCUAGAGAUGAUACCGAUAAUUUUCGUUGUAGUAGUACUUAAUGUUAGAAGUCGCCAAAGCGAAGGAAAAGGAUGUAGUUAAAACAUGUCAAAUGGUCGGCGUCGUGGGUGAGCACCCCAACGCGCUCGAGCAUCCACCAGAAUGUAGUUUUUUGGUCGCUCUAAUCCAGCUGGACACAACGGCACGUCCUCCCGGCGAAGCCGCCAUGGACGUCACUUGGGGUACAGUGAGCGGAGAUCCGCUGGAUACUUUCACAUGUGUCAGUCUUCGGCGUAUGCUGGAUGCCGCAAUCGAUGUCGAAAUGUGGAAGACCGGUGUUGGGAGUCCACGCAAAGCACGUCGCGCAUCGGCCUCGGUCGAUUACGACGGGGAAGAAGCUCCUGCCGCUGUCGGUGUCGUAGCAGCAAAGGAAAGUGAAAGAGCUGAAUUCAAACCCGAGAUCCGUGCGCGAGUGGGAAGCAAUGGAAGUAACCCACCUGUUGUAGGGACAAGCAGUACACCAGCAGGCAGGCGAGACGCGUUAGCGAUCGAAUGUGGUUUCGGGAAGGCGCGCGAAGAGGAGAUUAUUGACGACGAAGACCACGAGUGCGGCAUUCCAUUUUCGCUACAGCACACAAAAUUCAUCAUGGAUCGCUGGGAGCUUCAUAAACUUGCAUUACUGAAGGUACUUACAACUAGUACUACUACUACUACUACUACUACUACUCCUACUACUACCAGUCUGAUGAACUCAAGAAAGGUGAAGAAGUUGAUGUCGACGUUGAUAAUUGACGUGGCGCCUCCCUCUGUACCAGGAUUGACUCACAGAGCUUGUCUUUUACAAUAUUUGUCAGCAUGAUGUUGUAAGAUAGAGAUUGAGAUAGUUGUUGACUACGAAAUAUUGUUUCUAAGUAUAAUAGAAAUAGUGAAGUUAGUUAUUUAAUUACUUCUUUCUACUUCACUUGCGAGUUCGUCCUUGCUCUUCUUCCGACCGGUACUACAAGUUGUGAGCGUGAGCGCGAGAGAACGUCUAUCUUAGCCCUCGACGCCUUUUUCAUCUUCUCGCACUUAAAAGCAGGGACCACGACGGACAACUCAUCUUCCUUAUAUCUAAGCAUAAAAAAGGCAUACGAGCUGACCCGUUAUGUGCUGAAGAUUGAAAGCGAGGAUUUCGUUGGGCAGCUGAUUGUCAAGCUGUGCUGGCACUGGAUGGAGACGAAACUGCCACACCAGAGCAUCUCGCACGAAGAGCGGCAGAAGGAGCGCGGGAUCCCACCACGAAUCCGCGCACAGAUUCGAGAGCGCGAGCUCGAUAAGAAAAUCCGUGAGAAAAUAGACGAAAAUGUUGACGAUGAAGGUGGUGGAGAAGGAGAUGCCGAAAAUCUUGAAGGUGGAAACAAUUACAACAACAAUGCAGCGCCCGCGAAACCGGGACCGCCACAAGUGAAAAGGCUAAAGCCAACCAGUGUGCAACCGCUAGUAGCCCCUGGUACGGGAUUUCCUGGGAGCGCGAAGAACAAGGCUCCUGGUCAAGAUAAUCAAGCAGAACCGACCAAGAAGCCAACGGGAGGAGUCGUUGACAAAAGAAGCGUACCACCAAAACAGCGGCCCGCUUUGGUGCUGAGAAAUAUUCAGCCGACCUCCAAGAAAAAGGUUCGCCCCAUGGCGCGGGAAUAUCAGAAGUAUGGAUGGGUUUUGAGAAGAAACCUGCGCUAGCAAUAAGUGAGUACUUACGUAUUUGUUGCACCACUUUGCGGUGGUCUACAACAUAAGAAUAAGCUUUUCAUCUACAGCCAAAAAUAGUCUUUCCAUCUUCUGAUAUUUUAAUUUCUCGUCCCAUUUGUAGUGCCUUCUAAUCAAAAGAAUUUUUGACGCGGGAGACGCUGCGAGUGUCUGGGCAUCGUCCUUCAACAGCCAAGCCAAUAGUUUUUGACGAGCCACUUUCGCCUACUCGCAAGAUAAAGAGGGAAGUCGGGUUUGCUCCCUUCGAAUCAACAUCUUCGGCGGGUGCAGUUGGACGUGCAACAGCCGGUGGUGGGGGUUCUUCUUCUGCAGUCUCACCUGGCACAGCUUCAACGCUGAAACAAAACUCUACUGCAACUCUUGGAGGACGAGGUACUACAGCAGCCAAUCGGAGGACAAUGCGAGAACGAGCAGCGGUCCAGCAAUCCAGUGGGUGGAAGCUUCCGGAAAGUGCAGAAAAUCGUCAGGUGUCUGUAAACCUGAAAAACGAACAGCGACGCGAAGCAGAGAUGGUGGAGGUCGGGCAACGCGAAGUAGCUAAGAAAGAAGAGCUCUUAUCAAAGCUUCGACAAGGUUGCAUACAAAUGCGACUAGAUCUUGCCAAAAUGCAGCCCGUAAAGAUCGGAACUUCGAGCUUUUUCAAAGACGGGAUAGGAGAUAAAGCAAAAGAAGUGUUGCCACAACAGGAGCAGGGGAAUGCUACAGCUAGUAAUACGACAAACAAUUCAUCUUCAGUAAUACCAGGAGCUGCCAGAACUAACUUGCGUGGUUCUCGGGAAGGCGUUACAAGUAUCAUGGCAAGGUAUUCAGAUAGUCCAAUAGACGAUCUCGAUCAGCCAGGAGAGAGCAUCGGGACUACAGCUCCUUCAGGCCCCGCAUCAUCAAGAUCGAAUUCGAAGAGUGCAAAGGAUAUUCAGCCACCAGAGCUUCUUCCAAGGCCUCCAGAAGCACUGGAUGGAAGUGGACUGCAACCGGCACCACGGGAGAAUCGCUGGUCCUCCGAAGAAAACAUACCAGUUUUGUACAGUAGAGACUAUGCGAAUAAAGAUGAAAAAUGAUGAACUCGCUCGAACGAUCCGAUGAAAGUGAAUAUCUCUAUAUUAGACAUUAGUAGCACUACACAAGAAUGAAAAAAUAAAGUACUUUCGUGUUUUAACUCUCAGCCUCCUAGCAAGAACCCCGUACAAUUUUUCUUGUCUUUUUUAUUGACA
Amoebophrya sp. A25 is the source of this 4136-nucleotide messenger RNA. NCBI's taxonomy places the organism in Eukaryota, Dinophyceae, Syndiniales, Amoebophryaceae. The record is from the annotation of a GenBank genome assembly.